Messenger RNA from Peronospora matthiolae, 1455 nucleotides. Lineage: Eukaryota; Oomycota; Peronosporomycetes; Peronosporales; Peronosporaceae. The record is from the annotation of a GenBank genome assembly.
AUGUACGCUGGCGGCGGAGCGAACGAAGGCGAGCACCACGGCUCAAGCAGCGCGGCGUUUUCUAGUGCUGCAGCUGAGGCAAACGAUCUCGACGCGCUCGUGUUUGAAUUCGGCACGUCCAAAUGUAAAUUUGGCUACGCUGGGGAGGAUUUUCCGCGUGUGUUCGAGUGUCCCGUCUCUUACGACGACGUACGGGACGAUCGGGAUGUGGGACGCCACUUGUCCCGCAAAUCGGCCCAACUUGAGAGCGACCCGGAACAACUGGCGCAAUGGCUCUUUGACGCCAGCAGUUCGAAGCUGCAGACGAGGCUGUGUGACCACCCAUUGUUAUUGGUCGAACGCCCCUUUGCGUUGCCAGAUGAUGUCGUGGGGGAUAUGGGACCGCCCGACCAAACGGUCCCACAGGAUACUCCAGACGCCCUUCCGAGUCUAAACAAGACGGAGAUUACGCAAUCCGUUCCAGGUCGUAGUAGUAACAAGAAAAGGGACGUCCGAGCCCGUGAACAAAUGGUGGAAGUCGUGAUGGAGGAGCUUGGGGUACCGGCUCUUUUCUGUGCCAAAAGUGCCGUCCUCGCGUGUUACGCCAACGCCAGAACGAGCGGGUUAGUAGUGGAAAUGGGUGCAACGUAUACGAGUGUGACGUCAGUGCAUGAAGGGUACGCUUUUGCGUACCCCAAGAGUCAAGUGACUUUAUUUGGCGGACGAGAUUUAGAUGCGUUUUUGAAACAAAAGUUAGCGCCCCAAAUGGCUACAAGUUUUGAGCAACGCGUGGCAGCGACGUCGAUGGACAACGAGAUGGCAAAGCGGACGAGACAUACGUGGUCUUAUGUGGUCGAAGCCAAGGAAAGUGGAUUGUGUCGAGUCGCAGACGGUCCCUUUGAUGAAGUACAGAACGCCCAGCUACCGUUGAUCAACUAUGAAUUACCGGAUAAGACGGUUGUCUCCAUGGGUACAGAGCGAUUUAGUGUGGCCGAACACUAUUUUUCGCGGGAUCGCGUACCCAAUGCAGUCGUAAACAGCGGCACAGCUGGUACUGAUGCAAAAAGCAGCUUGAUAACUGCUGGACCAGGGAUGCGACUCCCUGAGCUCAUUUGUGAGACAGGCGGACUGACAACCGCAACGGAAUUGCGAAAAGAAUUGUUUCAGAACAUUGUGUUGACUGGAGGCAGCUCGUGUUUCGAAAACAUGGCGACUCGAAUCGAACGGGAAGUCGUGACGACGUUAAGUAACAUGUCGUUGCCAUUGAUUGGAUCGAGCACCAAUUCGGUCUCGUCUGCUGGGUUUACCAACAGCUUGCGCGUCAAGGUAGUGGCUGCCCAUGCCCAAGAGCGUCGCGUCGGUGCUUUCCUCGGUGGAUCGAUUCUGGCGUCACUGGGCUCGUUCCAUGAAAUGUGGAUGUCCAAGGCCGAAUAUGCCGAGCAUGGGGCUGCACUGAUUCAUAAAAAAUGUCCCUAA